AUGCGCAUAGACAAUCAAGAAGUGAAGUUUAAUGUGUUAAAUGCAUUAAAGUUCCUGGAUAAUGAAGAAUGUCAACCGAACAAAAUAGAGUUGCCUGAAGAAGAAGCGACCCAAGUUUGUGAGGUCCUCACGUUGGAAGAAAGCAUGAAGGAACUCGAGCCGCCAAGUCUGAGUGAGCGGCAGACGAAACCAACGCGUCCAUCAUUAGAAGAACCACUAGAACUAGAAUUGAAAUCGUUACCUAACCACCUUAAAUAUGCUUUUCUUGGAUUAAACAACACCUUACCCAUAAUUAUUUUAGCAAAUCUUUCCGAGCCUAACGAAUAUUCUCUUUUGCAGAUUUUGCAAAAGCACAUGCGGGCAAUAGGAUGGACGUUGGCUGACAUCCGUGGCAUCAGCCCAUCUUACUGCAUGUACAAAAUCAGGCUAGAAGAAGGGAAGACUGGAUCAAUUAAGCCUCAACGAAGGCUAAAUCCUAUAAUAAAGGAAGUAGUCAAAAAAGAAAUCUUAAAGUGGUUGGACGCAAGAGUAAUCUACCCUAUAUCUGAUAGCAGUUGGGUAAGCCCAGUUAAAUGCGUCCUCAAGAAAGGAGGAACAAUAGUGAUAGUCAAUAGUAACAAUGAGCUCAACCCUUCAAGGAUUAUCACGGGUUGGCGCUUCUGCAUGGACUAUAGGAAACUCAACGUGACAACCAAGAAGGACCACUUCCCUCUUCCCUUCAUUGACCAAAUGCUUGACAGACUGGCUGGAAAAGAAUUUUAUUUUUUCCUAGAUGGAUACUCCGGCUAUAACCAAAUUUUAAUCGACCCAGAAGAUCAAGAAAAGACGAAAUUCACUUGCCCCUUUGGAACGUUCACGUUAGAGGCAUGCCCUUUGGACUAUGCAACGCAUCUGGAACAUUCCAAAGGCAUUGUUUUGGGCCACAAGGUAUCUAAAGUCGAGUUGGAAUUUGAUGAGGCCAAGGUAGAUGUCAUAGCUAAACUUUCUCCGCCAUCAAAUGUAAAAGCACUACGAAGUUUUCUAGGACACGUUGGCUUUUACUGA
Benincasa hispida (wax gourd) is the source of this 1044-nucleotide messenger RNA. Lineage: Eukaryota; Viridiplantae; Streptophyta; Magnoliopsida; Cucurbitales; Cucurbitaceae. The record is from RefSeq and is a predicted model, not a curated record.